This is a messenger RNA of Emiliania huxleyi CCMP1516, 1509 nucleotides long. RefSeq lists its product as hypothetical. The record is from RefSeq and is a predicted model, not a curated record. Gene Ontology annotation, biological process: nucleocytoplasmic transport; activation of GTPase activity. Gene Ontology annotation, cellular component: nucleus; cytosol; perinuclear region of cytoplasm. Gene Ontology annotation, molecular function: small GTPase binding; GTPase activator activity. The transcript has a single exon. The coding region runs from base 1 to 1509 and encodes 502 amino acids. Lineage: Eukaryota; Haptophyta; Isochrysidales; Noelaerhabdaceae.
AUGAGGCUUUCGGCCGGCCGCACCUACGCGCAGCGCCCCGCCGAGCAGCUAGUCGACUCGUCAGCCUGGCCGUCGCCAAACGUCCAGGCCUGGCCGACGUCCGGGCAGACCGCGAUCCUCGUGCGUCUGCUGCAGGAGCGCGGCCUCAGUGCGGUGAGCAUUGGCUGCGGCGAGGGCGCCUUUGAGGCGCAGCUCGAGGAAGCCGGCGUGCCUGUGCGCGGCGUAGACCUCGACGUGUUGCCAUCAUACAAAACCAUGCGGUGCUUUCUGCGAGGCGGCAUCAUCCGCGUGCGUCCGGACGAACUCUUCCGCAUCGACGAGCCUUCGCGCACGUGUCUCUGCUUCGUGUGGGGACGCGCGCUGCCCUGGCGCGAGUACCUGUCUUGCUACCCGCAAGUGCCGCUGGUUUGCAUCAUUGGCGAGUCGGCCAGUACUCCAGAGGAGUCGGUCGCCACCGUCCCGAGCAGCAACGCGCUGGAGGCAGACGCGAGCUGGAGCCGCCUUCACUGCGGGCCGGCUCGCGCCGUGCACGGAGGCGCUGUGAUGUGUGUGUACGAGCGGGCGCCCGCCUCGCUGACGUCACUCGCCGCCGACGAGCUUCAGCUGAUGCUGCCAUGGUGGGGCCUGCGAGACGCUCGCGCCGCCGCUUGCUCCUGCCGCGUGAUGCACUCUGCCCUCGGCGAGGCCGUCGCCGCGGCCGCCACAGUCGUCGCUCGGCUGGAGAGACUGAGCGCACAGAUGUACUCGGCCCGGCUUCCCCGACCCGUGCAGGAGGCGAAUGGGAUGAUGCCUCGCUUGCUCACCAGCGCCCUCGCGUUGGACGAAGAGGAGGCGCCGAAGCGCCUGCUGCCAGACGUCCGAUUCGAUCCGGACGGCUCCGCCCACGGCCGCUUCUCGAACACGUUUGCGGCGUCGUGGCUCGACUGGGGCUCGAUGGGCCUCGCUGUCGACGAAGCUGCGACACUCUCGGAGGCGAUGCGAACUGAUUUGGCUGCCAAUCACGACCUCGCCAACGCUCUGCUCCUGUUGAGCUUGAGCUGCAACCCCAUUCGAGACGCGGGCGUGACGGCACUCGUGCAGGUUCUGCCCGAGCUGCACAGCUUGACUGCCCUGGAGAUCGAGGACUGCCAGGUGGGCGACGCAGGCGCAGCGGCGCUCGCCGCCGCGCUCCUCGCCGAGCCGCGUGGUGGGACUGCCUUCAGAGGACGGCUGCGCCGCCUCUGCCUGGGAUGCAAUCCGAUUGGUGACGACGGCUGCGUCGCGCUGGCGCGGGCGCUAACCGGCCCUCGCCUCCUCCACCCCACGCACGCGCGCGGGCUCGCAGUCUUGCAGCUCGGCGACACGGACGUGGGUGACGUGGGCGCGGAGGCGCUCGCCGGCGCGCUCGAGCAGGGAGCGAUGCCGGACGGACUACAGCUCUGGCUCGCCUCCACUCGGGUCUCGCAGGCUGGGCGGGAGGGGCUUAUGAGGGCUAGCGCGGCGCGUAGAGGCCUCCGAGUUUGCUGGUGA